Prunus dulcis (almond) is the source of this 770-nucleotide messenger RNA. RefSeq lists its product as uncharacterized. The coding region runs from base 74 to 544 and encodes 156 amino acids. The record is from RefSeq and is a predicted model, not a curated record. The transcript has 2 exons. NCBI's taxonomy places the organism in Eukaryota, Viridiplantae, Streptophyta, Magnoliopsida, Rosales, Rosaceae.
ACGGACUGCCCCUUCAAACUCCACAAAUAAACAAGUUUGAGUGUUGGAGACCGUUGAUUUUUGCGGGGGACAGAUGGCAUUCUCAAGUUGCAAGCUGGUGGGCGGCGGUUCGCUUCCUUCGGCAGUCGGAGAGAACCAGUUACCCUGGAAGCGCUCGGUGACGACAACCCCGAAGAGAGCUCUUCCUCUUCAGGUGAGAAGUGAGGGAAAACGCAAAAUAGAAGCUCCAAAAGCCUUUGGCGUUUCACGAAGAGAUUUGAUGUUAUGUUUGCCUGCUGGGACACUGGCAGCAGCCACUCUUUUUCCUAUAAAACCUGCAGAAGCGCGCAUUGUCAAGCCCGAGAUCAGGAGGAAAAUUCAAGAGAAGUUUGAGAAGAUCAGGGAACAGUUUGGGUUGUCAAAGCCAAAGACCAAUGAUGGGAAAGAGCCAUACCCAUCACCACCAUCGUCGGAGGAGAAAAAGCCUCAAACUUUGCCCCCUGCACCACCUCAAAAUGCUCAAGGAAGCCUGCUUGUACCACCAGUGGAAGCAAUUCUGCCUUGAGAUGGUAAUUCUUCUCUGAUAAAUGGUCAUUCAUUCCAUUGUUGGGGUUGUUGAACGUUGGCUGCCUAAUAGUUUUGUUGAGACAGUAGAGCAUGACACUUGUUGAAAGUUUAUGCUUCUGUAGAAUUUUAAUUUGCCUCUGUUAAUUCAGAACUUGGGAUCAAGAUUUCGUUGUUGAAUAUCAGUAAUAAACCUAUGAGUGCAUGAUCAUUUUUGCUCCUGGCUA